This is a messenger RNA of Temnothorax curvispinosus, 2823 nucleotides long. Its product is annotated as protein artichoke-like. Gene Ontology annotation, molecular function: protein binding. Gene Ontology annotation, cellular component: extracellular matrix. The record is from RefSeq and is a predicted model, not a curated record. The transcript has 5 exons. Lineage: Eukaryota; Metazoa; Arthropoda; Insecta; Hymenoptera; Formicidae. The coding region runs from base 632 to 2284 and encodes 550 amino acids.
UAAUGAAUAUCAUAUGUAUAUAAUAUUGAUAAUAAUAAGUAAUAUACAAAAUUACUAAAUAAUAAGUAAUGAUGUGUACUUUUGUGAUGCAAUAGUUGUGGCUUUGAAAAUAUUUUUUAUCUACAUAAUAAUGAGUGAUAAUCAAGUAUUUGUUUAAUUUAUUACUUGGAAAUUAAUUGAGCUAUUGGUCAUUAUAAUAAAAAUGUUGCUUGAAAUUAAUAACAAUGUUUUCGAGUACUAUUCAACAAUCAAAGUUGUUUGAUAUAAGAAUAUUGCAUUUUUAUUAUUUGGAAUAUAUAUAUUUUUUUAGAAUGAGACAUUGGUCUUAAGUAGAUUAAAAUAGAUUGAAAUAAAUGAUAGAUUAAAUUAAAAUUAUUACUGCAUACGUUGAUUUUUUAUACAGCAUGUUCCAGAAUCAUCAAGAAAUUAUGAACAUGUCAAUAAUUGAUUAAAUUAAAUUUAUCAUAUCUACAUUUUUCGUAACAAGAUGAGUAAUAUGUAACGGAUCACAUGGUUGAGACGCACUUAUCAGAUAUGCUAUCAGAAUCAGCUAAAGUAGGUGUGUAUCUACUAUGACUAAAUAUGCGAUCAUUUAGUGAUAGCCUGCGUGUGAAAUCCCAGUGCGGAUAUCAUGAUGUUUAACAUUAUUACAUUGUUGCUUUUCGUUCUAUGCCACCAAUGUUUGUGCGAUAUAUGUAAAACCUGUGUAUGUUCUAAUACCUCAAAUGCAGGACCAAUUAUUGAUUGCCAUGACAGACACUUAGGAACUAACAAAGUUCUUAACUUCGAUCUUCUCACCUUAGAUAAGCAUCGGCCACUAAACAAACUUAUUCUUUCAAGAAACAAUAUAGUGCUUCUACCCAUAAAUGAACUAAAAAACUUGAAACGUUUAAAAAUAUUGGAUCUGUCUCAAAAUCAACUGGAUAAUAUACAUUCGGAUAUCUUUAAAAACCUAAAUGAGCUCGAAGAUUUAGAUUAUUCUAGUAAUUUACUUUGGGGCUUUGAUAUUUCUAUUCUUAACACAGUUUCUUCUCUCUCUAAACUUAAUUUGAGUCAUAAUCACAUCAACAAUUUGGAGAAAAGCUCAGAAAAUGCAACAACAAAGCUGAAAAUUCUUGAUGUAUCUCACAACAAUCUCAUUGAUCUGAACUUUCUCGAUGGUAUGCUGGAGUUAGAUUACUUAAAUCUCUCUUUCAACAAAUUUAACACUCUCCCGGCCAAUUUAUUACUUAAUAUGCAGCAGCUGAAGAUUCUUCGCAUUAACAAUAAUCAGCUUCUCUUUUUAAAUUUCCAAAAUCUUCCACUGUCACUGUUGGAACUUCAUACGGAAAGCAAUCUUAUUAAUACCGUGUCAUUCCAAAAAUCAUCAAUUCACACCUUAAACAUUCAAAACAAUAAUAUUUCUAACAUAUAUAACAAUUUAACAUUACUGGAAGAAUUAAAAAAUGUAAAUAUCAGUGGAAAUUCCUUAUCAGACUUUCCAGAUAUUUUCCUAAAAAAUUUGGAAACGCUAGAUCUAUCUUUCAAUGAUUUAACAACAAUACCUGAAACCAUUUCUAUUAAAAAUUUUCCAAGUUUAAAAAUUUUUAAAGUCAAUGGAAAUCGUCUGAGAGAUAUAAAAAUUUGGUCUGAACUGAAUUUGGAAAUAUUCGAAGUAAAAUUUGUAGAUACAAUUGAGAAGAUUGACAAAGAAACACUUCUAAUGUUAAAAGAAAAGACAAAUAUUUGCAUUAAUGUGACUAUUUCGAGUAAUACGAAAUUGAAUAUGAUUGAGGAAAAUGUUUUUCGACAUAUGAAUAUAUGCUCUUUAGAUUUGAGCAAUAAUCGCUUUACUCACUUGCCAGCAGAGCUGUUUAAUAUAAACGUUUACAAAAAUGUUUCAAAUUUAAAUUAUCUCAUUAAUCUGCAAGGAAAUCCAUUUAUUUGCAAUUGUUCAUUGCAAUGGAUGUUGAACGAAUUAGUGCCAAAACUUUACAUUAGGAAACCUAGUCUUUUAGAAGAUUUGAGAUGUGCUGGUCCACCUCCAUUAGCCAACAAAAGGAUGAUUCAUUGGUACAAAUGGAAGGGAGAAGUCUUUUGUGAUGAGUUUUCACAUUUUUCGGAGAGAAUGACUGUUAAUGUUGCAAGUAGUUCUAACCAACAGGUUGUGACAUUCAGAACUGGUCCUGGAAUGAUUGCUGUUCUGGCUACGGCAAUCGCACUGCUCGCAAUUCUAACGAUAAUCGGCAUUCUAUUAACUCGAAGAAUGAUCGCGAAGAGAAGACGAAUCAAUCGUAGACUUUAAAUCUUUUUAUUUUUACAAAAACAUGAAGACUGCUAUUGGGAAACAAUAUAAAAGAUAUCUUUUAUUAUUUCCUUAGCACAAUUUACAUAAUAUGUAAUUUAUGCAAGUUUUUCCAAAAAUUGCAUAGAUUAGCUGUCAUAAAUUAUAUUUUUUUAAAUUUUUUACUAUAGUACUUAUUGUGUAUAACAGGAACGGUCAGGAAUAAUAUAUAAUAAUAUAAUCCAUAAUAUGAUUUAUAUGAAGAAAUAUCAAAAUUUUUAUCUUUAUGGACACAUGCAUACUUUUGGUAGUCACAAAAUUAAACUUAUUUUAAUAUAAAUAAACUUAUGUUUUAUAAUAUUCUCUUCACAUACCUUUAAAUCGUAUUUUUAAGGAUUUUUAUCUUUCGUUAUUUUUAAUUCACGUUCCCACAUUACAGAAUCUCUUAAGAUAUUUAGUUAUAUCUAUUUUCCAUUGAUUAAGUAAUGUUUUUUUUCCGAUUACUGAUUACUUUAAUUUAACUUAUCAUAAUUAAAUCAAAUUAAUUUAAGCCAAUUAAG